ACCUGAAUUCUUUAUAUGAAUGGUUAACAUUUUCCUCUACCAUUUCUCCUACUCUUUUUCCUAUCGUUGGCUGCGCAAGUCAAGAAAUUCGUUGAAUUUCGGACUUGCUCUUUAUAGUUUCUCCACGUCACGAAGUUGCACGGAAUUUCCAUGUACCCUUUCUUAGAUUCUAGGGUUUUAGGAAUUGAUUUUCAUUCUCUAAUAAUUCAAGCAUCACCCGUUUUCAUCCUUUAUUCGCUUUUCACAGCUUCCUUUUUUAUUUAUUCUUUCCGAACAAACACUGAUUUUGGAAUUGAAUAAUUCGGGUCUGCAGAAUUUUAUUAGAAAAUGAGCACUGCUACUUUCAGUUCAAUUUGCUUCGAUCAAGGAUUUUUGUCAAAGGAUAAAGUGAAGAUUUCAAAACUGAAGCACAGAAAUGAAAGAGCAAAGCUUUAUGUAGGAGGAGCCUCAGUCUUAUCAACAAAAUGUAUGCAAUCUUCAGGAAAGAACAAAAAGGAAGUUCGCAUUGGUCUUCUUGGUGCUAGCGGUUAUACUGGAGCUGAGAUUGUUCGGCUCCUAGCAAACCAUCCAUACUUUGGUAUUACAUUGAUGACUGCUGAUAGAAAAGCUGGCCAAACUAUGGGCUCAGUGUUUCCUCAUUUGAUAACACAAGAUCUGCCAACUAUGGUUUCAGUUAAGGAUGCAGACUUUUCUAAUGUGGAUGCUGUGUUUUGUUGUUUGCCUCAUGGAACUACACAGGAAAUUAUCAAAGGCCUCCCCCGCCAAUUGAAGAUUGUUGAUCUUUCUGCAGACUUUCGGCUGAGAGAUAUUGCUGAAUAUGAGGAAUGGUAUGGUCAACCACAUAGCGCUCCAGACUUGCAGAAAGAAGCUGUAUAUGGCUUGACAGAGAUUUUAAGGGAGGAAGUAAAAGGUGCACGCCUAGUUGCUAAUCCUGGUUGUUAUCCAACAUCAAUUCAGCUUCCGCUUGUUCCCUUGAUAAAGGCUAAACUCAUUGAACAUAGAAAUAUCAUUAUUGACGCAAAAUCUGGAGUGAGUGGAGCAGGACGUGGAGCCAAAGAAGCAAAUUUGUACUCUGAAAUAGCUGAAGGCAUAUAUUCUUAUGGUGUAACAAGACAUCGCCAUGCUCCAGAAAUUGAACAGGGACUAUCUGAUGCUGCACAUUCAAAAAUAACUGUUAGUUUCACACCACAUCUAAUGCCAAUGACCCGUGGAAUGCAGUCAACAAUCUAUGUAGAAAUGUCUCAGGGAGUGACAAUUGAGGAUUUAUACCAGCAAUUAAGAAAAUAUUAUGAGGAUGAAGAAUUUGUAAAGUUGUUAGACAAGGGAGUUGUGCCCCAUACUCAUAAUGUUCGAGGUUCUAACUAUUGCUUUAUGAAUAUCUUUCCUGAUCGAAUACCUGGGAGGGCAAUAAUCAUAUCAGUUAUUGAUAAUCUUGUGAAGGGAGCUUCAGGUCAAGCACUACAAAAUCUUAAUAUAAUGCUGGAUUAUCCAGAAAAUACAGGGCUUCUCUACCGGCCCUUGUUUCCAUGACCUUCUCUUUUUCACCCUUCUAAAGUGGUUGAGAAGUGGAAGUGGAAUUGUUAAACACAAAAAGGUUACACACUGUUUUGAAGGUCUCAUGAGCAAGUAGAAUAAAAAAGUGUUUGGGUAGAAGAUGAUGGCCAAGUUUUAUUGAGAAAUCGGUUGUUAGUUGGUAGAUGGGUUAAAUUCCCUUGUUUUGCCAUAGAAAAUAAGAUGAUUUGUAUCUAUGGAAGGCCUGAUUUACCAUCUUUUACCUCAAAAGAAUCAAUAAUUGUGUUUCUUUCAGUUAAAAAACUUGAUUUGCCAAAAGUCUUGGGAUGAAUUAGCAUUACUUGGUUUUUGAUAAUUUGAUAGCAGGAUUCCCUUGUUAAA
Molecule: messenger RNA, 1893 nt
Organism: Durio zibethinus
Lineage: Eukaryota; Viridiplantae; Streptophyta; Magnoliopsida; Malvales; Malvaceae
Product: Putative N-acetyl-gamma-glutamyl-phosphate reductase
Biological process (GO): L-arginine biosynthetic process
Molecular function (GO): N-acetyl-gamma-glutamyl-phosphate reductase (NADP+) activity; NAD binding; NADP+ binding
Source: RefSeq, a predicted model, not a curated record